AGAGAAUGCGGCAGAGGAGAGCAAUUCAGUAAUCCUCGUGCGGUGUUCAUCGACAAUUCCCGCUGUUCUCGUUGAUCUAUCAACCGCCAGUGUCUUUAUUUCUGUGCAAAAGGAUCUCGAUCGUGUGCAACAUAUUAAUUAAUUAGAUAGACGCGCGUGAUUUAAGAUGUGGUCUUCCGUCAUCGCAUUCAUCAGUUUGCUAUGUAUAUUAAUACCAUCAACGCAGUCUCAAGGUUCAUGCCAGAAUCCGCAAGGACAACCCGGCAUAUGCAUAAAUAUCAAAAAUUGUGCAGUGUUGCUCAACCUUUUGCAAUCAAAUUCUCAAGAUCCAGCGGUAGUAAAUUUCCUCCGUUCUUCGGUUUGCGGAUUCGAGGGUAGAGACCCUCGAGUUUGCUGUCCUAACAACAUCAAUGGCGGAAAUACCGGUAAUACAGGAAACACAGGCAACAAUUUGGAAGACGAUCAAGGUCGUAGCGAGAUCACGAAUACUGUGUAUGGUCCUUUGCAUCCACCUGAUUGCGGAUUCAGUAAUGUAUCGCUACGUAAGAUCGUUGGUGGCGAGCCAGCUUCGUUAGGUGCUUGGCCUUGGCUUACCGCUCUCGGAUAUAGAAGCCCGAGAGAUCCGAAUGUUCCGAGAUGGCUUUGCGGCGGCGCUUUGAUUUCCACUCGGCACGUGCUCACUGCUGCGCAUUGCGUACAUGGACGGGACGAUUUGUUCAAAAUACGUGUAGGUGACUUGGAUCUCGACAACGAUUUUGAUGGAGCGUCUCCCUUCGAGGACUUUAUCGAAAGGAAAGCAAUACACCCCGACUACAAUCCCACGAGCCAUACGAACGAUGUGGCUGUCUUGAAAACAACUCGAGAAGUACCUUAUACACCAACGAUUCAUCCCAUUUGUCUUCCAGUAGAUGAUUUUAAUAGAUAUAGAAAUCUGGAAAAUACAUAUCCUUUCGUUGCUGGAUGGGGAUCUGUUUAUUUCCGUGGACCCACAAGCAGUCGGCUUUUGCAGACACAAAUUCCUAUACGUACAGAAGAAGAAUGCAGAACAGCUUUUCAGAAUUUUAAAGGAAAUGUAAUAGAUAGCCGCGUUCUAUGUGCCGGCUAUGCUCGAGGUGGAAAAGACGCCUGUCAGGGUGACAGUGGUGGGCCAAUGAUGUCUCCUAGUCCUCGAGAUCACAAAUUUUAUUAUAUUGUUGGAGUAGUAUCAUAUGGUUUUAAAUGCGCAGAACCAGGUUUUCCAGGAGUAUAUACAAAGGUUACAGCCUUCCUCGAUUUCAUCACGAGGCAAUUAGUGUAAAUAACUCUUUUAAAGGAAAAUAGAAACUUUCCGUCCAUUUUUUUCUUAAAUCCUAAAAACUGAAUGUUAUAUAUAUUUGAAUGAGAUGUAUAUUGUAAUUAUCUCUCAUAUAAAUAAAUUAUAUGAUUUUUAU
This is a messenger RNA of Formica exsecta, 1430 nucleotides long. RefSeq names its product venom protease-like. Gene Ontology annotation, biological process: proteolysis. Bases 167 to 1297 code for a protein of 376 amino acids. Gene Ontology annotation, molecular function: serine-type endopeptidase activity. The transcript is spliced from 7 exons. The record is from RefSeq and is a predicted model, not a curated record. NCBI's taxonomy places the organism in Eukaryota, Metazoa, Arthropoda, Insecta, Hymenoptera, Formicidae.